Molecule: messenger RNA, 3879 nt
Organism: Alternaria alternata
Lineage: Eukaryota; Fungi; Ascomycota; Dothideomycetes; Pleosporales; Pleosporaceae
Exons: 5
Coding region: 258-3623 (1121 amino acids)
Source: RefSeq, a predicted model, not a curated record
CGCCGCUUUCUUCGUGGGCUUGCAGCUUUAACCGGUCUGGCUCGCGCGUCUUCCAAUGGCUGCGCCCCUCGACACCUCCGCACAGCUGAGCCUCGUUAUUCAAAUUAACACAGGCCCUCGUUCUGCAAUCUUUCGAUCGAUCCUACGCCUACUGUAUAUUUUCGAACUACUCUCAUCCCUAUCUCCUCUCGAUUUGGAUUGAGCUGCAUAUCCAAUGCCGUUGUUUCGUCCUGAUCGGUGCGGGAUGUGAGGUCAACAUGAGCGAACGGUAUCUCAGCCGAGCCAGAUUCUGGAAAUCCGCACAACAUCCGUAUCCUGACGUCGAAGCAUGUAUCGGUACGGAAAUCGGAAUAUUUCAUGACAGAUACUGGUGGCAUGCUGUGGGACCCGCCCGGCAGCAUUUCAGCCUUCUCGAACCCGAAAUCGUGGAACAACUCAACUCAGUAUUUAUUGAGCAGUAUUCAAGCAUUUUGCUCUUUCAUUUGUACAUGAUAGGCCGAUCAGUGGAGGCAGCGUCGCCUACUAUCAUGUUUUUUAGUGAGGAGAAGGAAGCACGCAAGAGAGCCAAGAAGGCUCUCGAUCAUGGAGGACUUCUCGAAAGAUUACCAGGGUUCCGAACAGCCCAUCUGGCUAGACAACCUGGUGUGGGAAAACUGAUACAACCUGCAGCUGGGAGUGACGAUACUCCACAAUCGAGCGACUCUGACAUGGUAACCGAAGUCUAUUUCGAUGCUUCGUACCCUGUCAAAGCUAUUGGAAUGCCCAUUUUCAUUAAACAUUCCGAUGAGACUUUCCGAAAGGCCACAGCCAAUGCUGUCUUUGAAGAAGACAAGUGCGUUUAUUUGUCAGUCUCUCACGUAUUCUUCGACGACAUCUCUUCAACACCAAAUGAAUCAGUUGUAAGCGACGGAGAGUAUGACUUCGGAAGCGGAACCGAGUAUGAGGACGAGGAUGAAUGUCUCAACGCUACAUCGCGGGCUAGCGUCAGUUCAUUUGGGGGAAGCCUCAGCGACUGGCCGGGCUCAACCACAUCUAAGCCCUCUUCCUCAAUGCACUCGCCCAACACUAGUUCCGUAGUCUCUUCACCUCUUGGAGAUGACAGAUUCUCUAGCAUGGUAGCAGUACUUGCAGAUUCCCACAUCGGACAACAACCAGCUCAUAUUGCCAGCAAUCAACCUCCACGAGGAAACUUGGAGUAUCUGGGCAAUAUGACGCGGCAUUCAGUAAAGCUUGAUUGGGCAUUGAUCGAAAUUAGCAAUGCUAGAGUGGCUUCUACUGUCCAUAAUCUCAAAGCGAGUGUACGAAAGGAGGAUAAUGACUUAAAUCCGGGCACCGACAAAGAACCCGAUAAUGUUGUUGCGCACACUUCUCGAGGUCCAAUCGUUGGACAGCUGUCUCGUGAAACAGUUUUUAUGCGACUACCCAACAGCACCAGCUUCCAGAAAGUCCACCAAAUUAUGCUAGAUUCUGCUCUCGAAUGGGGCGAUUGCGGUGUUGGUAUCUCAGAUGCGGCGACCAAGGAGCCCUACGGACACGUCGUUGCAACUUCGGCAACAAAGGAGAUAGCAUAUCUCGUACCAGCACAAGAGGUUUUCCGAACAUCCGGAACGCAAUGGGCAGCUGAUUUGGAGGCUAUAUCUGUUUCUCCCAGAUUGAGUGAAAUACAAGAAACCAAAACUCGUACCUUUUCAAGUUGUAGUAUGGAAUCUUCGGCAGAAGAGAAACCCAACAAUAAAGGAUCUCCGAGCUUCCAACAUCCGUUCUGGUUCAGUGAGACGUUAGGUGAAACAGCAGCAUGCUUGAGUCCAGUCUCUCCAAAAUCUAUGCUUGCACAGUACACGACAACCGUACCGAUAAAGAAAGAGGAAGACGCACCUCUUUCAAGCAUCGCGUUUCCCAAACAAGCAGAUCCAGAUCCAGAGCCAACCUUGAUUUACAGUCCUUCGCGACAUAGUAAAGUCCCUAACGUCAAGCGAAUGAUGGAUUACACAUCCGGAAACGUCAAUGCUGCUUGUGGAACGGCACCUGCCCCCAAGGAAGUGACGGCCAGCUACUUAAGAUCGACCAAAGACAGAGUGAACUACUCCAUCAAGCUCAGAUCAUCCCCGAUAGUACGCCCUGCAAUCGUUGACAACUGCGAAUCUUUGUUCAACAAGAUAGUCAUACCUCAGUUAUACUCGCUUGGUGAGGGUUUGGAGCCUUUUGGGACAAUGUUCGCUAGCCGGGACGUCAGAGUCAAUUUAGAGGGACUCAAACAUAUUUUUUCAAAAUACUUCAUGACCUGGGAAAUGGAGGAAGUUUGGAUACCAAGAUGUCUAGAACGCUCACAUACCUUCCUUGGCACUCUCUACAUAGCAUCGGCCUACAACGAUGUUAUUUCCAAAAGUAUAGUGGAGAGUCUUGAGACUGCAGCAUUGCGACAAGAUGUGAUUCAUCUUGUUUCUGAGCACCUUACUAGGAGGGAAGAAUGCGUUGCUGAUCACAACAUUCUAGCAGUACUGCAACUUAUUACUGGAAACGUCAUAGUUUGCAUGGAGGCAGGGUUGUCAUUUCAUCAGAAUGGGUUGCAAACUAUGAUUCAACAACGCGGAGGCCUGCAAAAACUCGAUUCGACAUUGGCAUCAAUGGUCUCAUGGCUUUCGUUAGAGACGGCCAUUCUUCUUGAGAAUCAGCCAAUGACCGAGUACCUUGAGUACUGCGUGUCCCAAUCGACUAAGAUGUACCCAUCAACAUUAGCGAUACCAGAAUCGCCGAUCUGGUGUCCCCAUGAGGAUUACAUCACGUUACGUAUGUCCGGUAGUUGUAACGAGCAGACACUACAAUUGGUGGUGGACAUGCGCUAUAUGAUUGAUGGUCUGAUGAACAAGAAGGAAUCAGCGACUCGAGCCUCUGAGUAUUUUGAUUUUCUUCACAAGAAACUCACUACCAUAUAUAUUCCAGUGUCUCAACGGCAGAUUUCCGAAGAGAUUAGGUGCGAAGACUGGAGAUAUGAAGCGGUCCGCUUAGUAUCAACCAUCCAAGCCACAUCUCUUGCCAGACGCAUCCCACUGAGUGAGGCACUUGCUCAAGUGUACGUAGCCGACGUCUCUUCGGUUCCGCGGCUUGCCAGUGACCCGUUUUUUCCUCACAAAAAGAUGACGACCUCGGAUGAAGACCUGUUCGCGUCCUCAGUUAGGCCAUCCGCAGUAUCUGUUGUAAGCUCGGGAUGCACUCCCAUGACGAUAGAUUCCGGACACUCUGAACUCUCUUCCCUUCCAUCUAUCUCCACGUCCUCGGUUAGUUCGUCGGCUUUUCUAUCUUCUAAUAUCUUGGAAAAGCGUUCUUCUCAGUCAACAUUCCUCCAGGAGCUCAGAGAUGCGCUUGAGAAGUCGGACAUGUCUAAUUGCUGGGACAACAUGGCAGGUGUACUUUUGUGGAUAGCUCUUACGGCUGGUGCGGCCAGUAGUGAUAGUGAUCACAAAGUGCUUCGAAGGUACUUCUCCGCCCUAGCGAUCAGAGUUUCAAUGUUUCUGUGCUUCGAGCACCCUGAAGCUUUGCAUGCGACACUUCUGCGGAUGACGAAUAUUCUUAAGGCAUUGCACCAGCCAGAGGAAAACCAGCGGUUGAAGAGAAGAAAGGUGUGAAUCAUAUUUGGCAAGUUGAGAGCUCCUUAUGAGAUGAUUGAAAGCUCGUAAAACUAUCUGCCCGGCGUAGUCCUUGCUCAUGUACCAAACAACAACCUGUGUUCUGUCAGAAGACCUCGUUGAAACCACUGCUUUCACAAAAAAGGUUUCCCUACCCUACCAUGUACUAAAAAAAUUGAAGAGGGUAUCACUACGCCGAUUAUCGUACAAAACCGUCCCAUCGUACGUGUACAUCCAAACGUCAUAUAAAAAUAAU